AUGCCACCUCCCAAGAUGCACCAGGAAGCAGCCAGCGCGGCCGCGGCCCUGACGCGGAUCCCGGGCCUGAAUGACUCCCUCCGCCGGCGCCAAACACCAACAGCCGCCCCCUCGCCGCUGCACUUCCGCCGCCGCCGCCGUCGCGCCGCGCCGCGCCGCGCCGCGCCGCGCCGCUCGCGCCCUCGGCCGCCGGGCAGGGCGGUCGCUCGCGUUGCUCGGAGCCGCGUCCCUCACAGCCGCCGCCGGGUCCCUCACAGCCGCCGCCGCCGCCGCGUCCCUCACAGCCGCCGCCGCGUCCCUCACAGCCGGGUCCCUCACAGCCGCCGCCGCCGCCGCCGCCGCGUCCCUCACAGCCGGGUCCCUCACAGCCGCCGCCGCCGCCGCGUCCCUCACAGCCGCCGCCGGGUCGCUCACAGCCGCCGCCGCGUCGCUCCGAGCCGGGUCUCUCACAACCGGCUUUCUCACAGCCGCCGCCGCCGCCGCCGCCGCCCGCAUCCCUCACAGCCGCGUCCCUCAGCGCCGCGGAGGCCGCCUCCCGCCUCCCUCUCAGCCGCCUUCCUCACUGUGUGCGCCGCCGUCAUCGUCUCGGCGGAUGCUCCCGGCGGCGGGGAGCACAGCGCCGAGCCCGGGCCUGUGGACGGACCGAGACGGACGGACGUCCUGCGCCUCCCGCCGGUGCCGGCUGUGCGGAGUCGCGAUGGGCUCGCUGACGGGACCGGGAGCUGCGGGGCCGCGGGCUCUGGGUGGGGGAGGGGGCCGGGCCGGGAGUGCGGGGCGACCUCCGGCCACGCUGUGAGGGCCACGCUGUGGGAGUCACGGCCUCCAGACACCCCCGCGGCCGCCACUCGCUCUGGACGGUCGCCUCCCGCCUGGGGCUGCUGGGCUGAGCCGGUGACUCGGCCGACGGGGCCGCUGCUCUGGGGGGCGCUGUUGGGGAGGCGCUGCUCUGGGGGCUGCUCUGAGGGCCGCUACGGGGGGGGCGCUGCUCUGGGGGCCGCUGCUGGGGGGGCGCUACUCUGA
Erinaceus europaeus (western European hedgehog) is the source of this 1020-nucleotide messenger RNA. RefSeq names its product serine/arginine repetitive matrix protein 2-like. The coding region runs from base 1 to 1020 and encodes 339 amino acids. The record is from RefSeq and is a predicted model, not a curated record. NCBI's taxonomy places the organism in Eukaryota, Metazoa, Chordata, Mammalia, Eulipotyphla, Erinaceidae. The transcript is spliced from 4 exons.